AUGGUUUCGCUUAGGGGCAAGAAGGAGAGACUCGGAGCCGCUGCUGCUCUGAUAGUGGCUCUCGCGUCUACUUUCGCGCACGGCCGCGCUCUGCCGCAACCACGGGAGGCGGUCUUUGCCGUCGAGAGCGAGCUUGCACCGACCUCGAUCGACAGGCUCGUUGAACAGCCGCUCGUGGUCGAUUCAGCUUCUACGUACAGAGCCUCGGAGAAAGCGUUUGCCGAUGGAGCGCUCAGACCUGCCGACUACUGGGCCAGCGAGGAAGGCGUCGGCCAUUUCUCGGAAUGGUCCAAGUCGACCAAGCACGACUUUAUCGCCGACUGGGCCUUGGGCAAGGCGAACGAAUGGACCAUCGUCAUGGGCAACGAGGGCGGCGACCUCGACAGUAUGGCUUCAGCGCUCUCAUGGGCCUACCACCUGUCCCACUCGACGCUGCAUCAUCCUCAGCCACGCAAGGCCGUCGCCCUCCUCCAGACCCCGCUCGAUGCUCUCGACCUCCGCCCCGAGAACAAGCUCGCACUCGAUAACUCAAAGAUGAGUUCGGGUCAUCGCGAUCUGCUGACCAUCGAUGAGCUGCCCGCACACCCAAGAGCCGUUGCCAAGCAGAUCCGCGGCAUCGUCCUGGUCGACCACCCUUUGCCGUUAAGCGUCUGGGCAGAUGCUGAGGUCGUAGGUAUCAUCGACCACCACGCAGAUCGCGGCGUCGCACCGCAUGCCAACCCGCGCAUCUUCGAGACAGUGGCUAGUUGCACCACGCUGGUUGCUCGACAGAUGCUCGACGAGCUCGAGGCGAUCCCCGGCCCCCCGGACGGGCCAGGAGAAUACCACAUGCCCCACGAGCUGCUCGAGCUCAUGUUAGACGCCAUCGCCAUCGACUCGGACGGCUUAAACCCCAAGAAGUCGACCAAGACCGAUGCGGACGUCUCGCGGCGCGUCCUUGAGCGCAGCAACUGGCACAACGAAAGCCUGUCGCAAGUCAUGGACCGACUCGACAAGGAGCUGGGCGAGGCCAAGCGCGAUCUCUCCCACCUGAGCGUGCGCGACCUUCUGCGUCGCGACUGGAAGGGCGAUGUGGUUGAGACGACCGACACCGCCACGCCGGCCAUUCAUCUCGGCUUUGCAUCCACGCCGGUGUCGAUCGACGACCAGAUCGAGCGCACGGAGCGCAAGACGCUCAAGGACUGGUUCCGAGUCGAGCGCCGCUGGACCGCCGAGAUCCGCGCCGACGUCAGCAUCUGUCUCAACAAGUACAAGGACCACAAGGGCAACAAGGUGCGAGAGAUCGUGCUGACUGUUCGACACGACCACCGCAUCAACCGCACCCAGGCCGACGACCUCUUCCGCGUGCUCAGCUCCGCCCUCAACGAGAGCUUCGACCUCGAGGAGCAUCCCAAGAUGAAGCAUCAUGCGGGCAAGAAGCGACGGCAAAUGGUGUGGGUCCAUGGACGCAAGGACGCCGGUAGAAAGGUCGUGCGACCCAUCGUCGAGCGGGCCGUCAAAAGCUGGAUCUCUCCCUAA
Moesziomyces antarcticus is the source of this 1518-nucleotide messenger RNA. Its product is annotated as endoplasmic reticulum mannosyl-oligosaccharide -alpha-mannosidase protein. The transcript has a single exon. The record is from RefSeq and is a predicted model, not a curated record. Gene Ontology annotation, cellular component: cytoplasm. The coding region runs from base 1 to 1518 and encodes 505 amino acids. Gene Ontology annotation, molecular function: exopolyphosphatase activity. Lineage: Eukaryota; Fungi; Basidiomycota; Ustilaginomycetes; Ustilaginales; Ustilaginaceae.